GGCGGGGCCGGGAGCGGGCGCCGAAGCCUAGCCGAGCCGGAGCGGGCGGCGAAGGCCGGCGCGGCGAGCAGCAACCAUGUCGGUGUUCGGGAAGCUGUUCGGGGCUGGCGGGGGUAAGGCCGGCAAGGGUGGCCCGACCCCCCAGGAGGCCAUCCAACGGCUUCGGGACACGGAGGAAAUGCUAAGCAAGAAACAGGAGUUCCUGGAGAAGAAGAUCGAGCAGGAACUGACGGCUGCCAAGAAGCACGGCACCAAAAACAAGCGAGCAGCCCUCCAGGCCCUGAAGCGCAAGAAGAGGUAUGAGAAGCAGCUGGCGCAGAUUGAUGGCACAUUAUCAACCAUCGAGUUCCAACGGGAGGCCCUGGAGAAUGCCAACACCAACACCGAGGUGCUCAAGAACAUGGGCUAUGCCGCCAAGGCCAUGAAAGCUGCCCACGACAACAUGGACAUCGAUAAAGUCGAUGAGUUAAUGCAAGACAUUGCUGACCAGCAAGAACUUGCAGAAGAGAUUUCAACAGCCAUUUCAAAACCUGUAGGAUUUGGAGAAGAAUUUGACGAGGAUGAACUCAUGGCCGAAUUAGAAGAACUAGAACAGGAAGAACUAGACAAGAAUUUGCUGGAAAUCAGUGGACCUGAAACAGUCCCUCUACCAAAUGUUCCCUCUAUAGCCCUACCAUCAAAACCCACCAAGAAGAAGGAAGAGGAAGACGACGACAUGAAGGAAUUGGAGAACUGGGCUGGAUCCAUGUAACUGGUCCAGCGCAUCUGGGCCCAGACAGACUCUGGUGGCCUGCGCAGCGGGCAGGCAUGUGCAAGUGCAGGGCAGGCAAGACGUGGUGCAGGCAGGUUCCAUCGCUCUCAAAUCUCACUCCAAAGCAGUAGGGCCACAUCACUGCUCAUUCUGCAUAGCAUGGCCUGCACCCAGCGGGAUGGGUGGGGG
Molecule: messenger RNA, 940 nt
Organism: Galeopterus variegatus (Sunda flying lemur)
Lineage: Eukaryota; Metazoa; Chordata; Mammalia; Dermoptera; Cynocephalidae
Gene: CHMP4B
Product: charged multivesicular body protein 4B
Exons: 5
Coding region: 77-751 (224 amino acids)
Biological process (GO): late endosome to vacuole transport via multivesicular body sorting pathway; vesicle budding from membrane
Cellular component (GO): multivesicular body; cytoplasmic side of plasma membrane; ESCRT III complex
Source: RefSeq, a predicted model, not a curated record